AUGUGUUGGUCGCCAGAGAGACUCGGUGCAGAAGCACAACUGGGUCUGGGUAGGACACAUCUCGAAGUCCGGGCGCCUCGUCGUCUCCGCCUUCAUAAGGAUCCUGCAACCCACGCAGAAGCGCCUUUCAUACUCUUUUCACGAGUCAUUUAUAAACACACCAGGCACAAGGCAGUUUUAACAACGGUAAUGUUGAGGGGUGUAUUCAGGUGCCUUAGGACCAGCCCUGUUCUUGGCCAAAGGAGUAUGUCUCAAAGCAGCUUUGCUGGAAAGGUAGCCAUAGUCACUGCCUCCACAGAUGGAAUUGGUCUCGCUGCAGCUCAGGCUCUGGGAAAGAGAGGUGCCCAUGUGGUGGUGAGCAGCCGGCGGCAGGCCAAUGUGGACAAAGCUGUGGCACUGCUGCAGAGCCAGAACAUCCAAGUGACUGGGACCACCUGUAAUGUUGGCAAGGGAGAAGACAGAGAAAAACUGGUUCAAAUGACUCUGGAUCAGUGUGGUGGCAUUGAUAUCCUGGUAUCCAAUGCAGCAGUCAACCCUUUCUUUGGAAACAUUAUGGAUUCCACAGAGGACGUCUGGGACAAGAUCCUGUCUGUUAAUGUGAAAUCAGCCUUCCUCUUGACUAAGUCGGUCGUGCCUCAUAUGGCGAAGAGGGGAGGGGGGAAUGUCGUAUUUGUGUCAUCUGUGGCUGGAUACCAACCAAUGCAGGCCCUGGGUCCUUACAGUGUGAGUAAGACAGCACUGCUGGGUCUGACCCGGGUGCUGGCUCCUGAGCUGGCUCACAGUAACAUAAGAGUCAACUGCGUGGCCCCAGGGGUUAUCAAGACCCGCUUCAGCUCUGCGUUAUGGGAAAAUGAAGACAUCAUGGACGACUUCAAAAGGCAGCUCAGCAUUAAAAGAGUCGGACAGCCAGAGGAAAUUGGUGGAGUGAUUGCCUUCUUGUGCUCAGAGGAGGCUUCCUACAUCACUGGAGAGACCAUCACAGUGACUGGAGGGAUGGGCUGUCGACUCUGAAUCUCCAGUGGCAACAAAACAAAUUUGCACUUGAUUGUGUGUGUUCCUGUAUAGAUAUACAGUAUGUUUUGAUUACAUUUUCCACUACUCUUCUGAAGUGCUGGCAAAACCUUAAUAUGAGAGCUGUAAUAUGCCAAUAAUAGCCAGGAUCCUGAGGCAUUGUGUAACCAAUUAUUGAAGAUUUUGGGUUAAGUUCUUCAUAGUUUCCUGGGUGAUGUCUGUGAAUUUCUGAUAUGAUUAAGAUAUGAACAUUUAUAUAGCUUUUUCUAAAUAACACACCACAGACCAGGAAUGUCCCCUCUGAUAGCUGUGCGAAUUAAUUUCCUCCUGUGGUAAGCUGACAUUCAAUUUCUAAAUAAAUGGGAAUCUUUUGAUUGGUCUUUA
Siniperca chuatsi (mandarin fish) is the source of this 1395-nucleotide messenger RNA. RefSeq names its product dehydrogenase/reductase (SDR family) member 4 (gene dhrs4). Bases 1 to 1011 code for a protein of 336 amino acids. Lineage: Eukaryota; Metazoa; Chordata; Actinopteri; Centrarchiformes; Sinipercidae. The transcript has 9 exons. The record is from RefSeq and is a predicted model, not a curated record. Gene Ontology annotation, molecular function: carbonyl reductase (NADPH) activity.